AGAUCAUGAGCUUUGAGCUGGCUCAAAAAUAUCCCAUUUACCCUUUCUGCUACGAAGAACAGAGAGAGCGAACUGAAAGGCGAAAGCACUCGAGCCGCCAUUGGCGACGCCACUCUAGAGCAGAGCGUGCCCGGGGAAGAGGGGGAGAUGAGCGGGCUGGAGCAGGAGCUGGGCCUGAGCCUGGGCGUCCUCAUCGACGUCGUCGACGAGCAGUGGAUGCGCGACACCCUCCCCGCCGAGGACAUCCCCGUGCCGCUGGCCAUGGCCGUGAAGACCGAGGACGCCGAGGACCCCGCGCCCGCCAAUCAGGAAAGCCAACCAGCACAAGGGGAUGUAUGGCGUGAUUUUGCCUUGGAAAAUCUCUGAUCUUCCAUGCUCUACAGGUGCCUCUAGACAUGAAGAUUCUUCGCUAAGGGUCUAGAGCUGUGUGGUACAUCAUGGUUUCAGCGCUGCGCAAAUGUUUGUCUAAACUUAAUUCAUUAUCUGGUUUAUGCAGUUCCUCCAGAUAUGGGCAUUGAACUUUGUGUUGGCCUAUUAUAAAACCUUAUGGUGAUGAUGACAGCAAUUUAGUUAUGCGAGUGAUCCAGAUCUUAGCUGCAUGUUGGCACCGAACCUACUUCUGAGUUUCUUUCAUAAACUUUUGGAGUUCAUGUUUGACUGCUAGUGUUCUCAACCUAGCAUGAAGAAUGUUUCGGUACUUGUAUUCCAACUUGUCGUUGUUAAAUUCUUGUUUCUACUUGGAUAGAUCCUGUGCAGCCACAUGCUUAAUUUGUACUGCUUUUGCCA
This is a messenger RNA of Panicum virgatum (switchgrass), 786 nucleotides long. Its product is annotated as anaphase-promoting complex subunit 13. Bases 148 to 366 code for a protein of 72 amino acids. Gene Ontology annotation, biological process: protein K11-linked ubiquitination. Gene Ontology annotation, cellular component: anaphase-promoting complex. The record is from RefSeq and is a predicted model, not a curated record. The transcript has 4 exons. Lineage: Eukaryota; Viridiplantae; Streptophyta; Magnoliopsida; Poales; Poaceae.